ACAAUUAUUUUAUACACUGGGCAUUUAACAACAUAAUUUAAUAAUUUUUCAACUUGUAACAAAAUAUAAAAACAUCGCGGUAUCCCCGUGUAAUGAGUGAUUCAGAUGAUACUGAUAUUUUGCUAUUAAUACCACCGAAUUACUUUGCCACUGCUACACCGGAGGAAUUGGAAGAGUUUCAAAUCAUAAAUCCUAUAAGGAGUUCAGCUACAGCGUUUACACAUGAUGUCAAUUACAUGAAUGCAUAUAUUGGUCACAAAAAUCAUUUAAAUCACUCAGAAAAGAAUAUAAAUGAAAUGGAAGUAACACUUACAGAAUCGAAUAUUGAUGGCGCAAGUGACCAGCGAAAUAUGGAAAUGUUUGUUGCGAAUAAAUAUACGGAGCUGAACGAAAUCAACUCACGCUUAAAAUUGCUGGAACGUGAGAAGGAUUGCCGUUUUACAGCCGCUUCAGACAUAUCCACCAUAUCGAAUGGCACACAAGCAGCACGGCAUAAUAGGGAAGGUCUAGUCCAUUCAACACCUAAAUGUUAUGCCAACACUGAACGUCUUCAGAGCAAGGAUGCUGGCGGCAUUUUGAAUGAAAUUGAUAAUUUCCUAGACGAUCGAAAUCGUGAACAAAUGGAUAAUGUGUACCAGCAAGAAGUCCAUAAUCCGAAUUCAAUAAUAGCAAAAUCUCAGCAAAUGAAAAAUCGAUAUCAACAAGCAUAUCCCGAUGUAAAAACAACUUUAGGAGCUGAUGUGAAUUUAAUAAGUUUAAGUGAAAUCUGGGGCAAAAGUGGUCAAGGCACUGCUAUUGCUUGUGCUGCCCCUCAACAGUCUGUGUAUAUAGAAGAACAAUUGCGGCGUCAGCAUCUUGAACGAACGGUACACUCUUUGCAAACGCGCUUACUUGAAUACCAACAACGGCUGUCGGUGGCUAUAGAAGUGGAUCGUGCCAAAGAUGCAGCAAUAUGCAACGCACAAUCAGAAUGUAAAUCAUUGGACGCUGAAGUCAAUCAACUGCGUGAAAAGGUUUCGAAACUAGAAGCAGAUAAUACUCAGUAUAGCACUAAACUGGAAUCACUGCAAAAGGAAUUAGCACAGGCCUUAAGCUUAGUAACUAAAUUUCAGGAUAAAAGUGAGAAGCUGGAAAAUGAAUUAUCGACAACUUCCAGAAAAACAAACGAGUGCAUAACUAUGUAUAAGCAACAAAUAGAAGAGCUUGAAGUAAAAAUUCACGGCUGUAAAAGAUCGGAAGAAUUCGCUAUCAAUGAGUUAAACAAAUUCAAGGAUAAACUAGUGAAAGUAGAUUAUCUAAAUGAAAAGCUCAAAACACGCUGCGACGAACUAGAAAAGGACUGCGGUACAUUAAGAAAUCAAAAGGAGUUGUUGCAAGAAUUUCAACAAAAACAAAAAACUCGCGCAGACGCGUUAGAAACACAGCGAAAAGUAUUGCAAGAAAAAGUAACGGCGCUUACAGAGAGCGAGAUAAAUUUGAAGAAAAAAAUGGAGCUUCAACAGAAGACACUAAAAACACACUACCAACAACAAUUGGAAAAUGCAGUGGCGCAGAAAAUGAAGGAAUUUCAACAGCAAUUAGACAAGAAUGAGGAAAUACUGAAAGUAGAGGCGCGUGAACGUGAGCGUUUAAUCGCUGAGCGCGCCGUCAAACAAAUAGAAUUAAUUAAUGAGAAAAACGAGAUGGAGCUGAAUUUGCUGCAAGAGAAACAAAAGGAAGAAGUGGAACUGUAUCGCAUACAACUGGCGAACGCCACAAAGAAAAUAGAAGACUUGGACUGUAAACUGAAUGCUUACAAAACAAAAAGAGCUGUCAUUGCGGAAAAGUUACACGAUGUCAUGGAAGAUCAGUGGCAAAAGGCAUUGGAAAUAUUGACAUCGCCGAGCAAUCAAUCACAACAAAUAAGCAAUAAUACAGAUUGCGAAUCACCAGCAAACAAUGAGAAUGAACUAAAUAAGGACGAUAGUAAUUACAGAACGCCUAAAAAGAAUAAAACGCGUGAUCGCAUUUUGAAAAUCAAAGAGAAUAAUCUAAAUAAUAACAAUGAGCGAAAGUCUUCGCCCGAACCAAUGGACAGACUGCAGGCUUACAUUGAAUUGCUAUUGAGCAAAUCGCCCAGUGAAUUUGAUAAAUUGGAUGAGAUCCUCGCUUUAGCUAGUAAAACUAAAUCGUCUACAUCCAAUAGCAAAUCGGAUAAACACAUGAAUUUCUGCAAGCCACCAUGGCGCGGAUAACAGUAUUUCGUUUAUUUUUACCACAGCAAGCAUAUUAGGGUUUGAUGCUCGAAUAUAUUCAUACGGAAAGUACAAAGUGUAGCAGUAUUCGCGCUUUAAACGAGCUUGUGCGUAAUUAUGUUUUUAAAUAAAAAAUGUUUUGUUUUAAAUUUUCUUAUUGUAUAAAAAUGUCUUGCC
Messenger RNA from Bactrocera latifrons, 2411 nucleotides. RefSeq names its product DNA repair protein RAD50 (gene Cnb). Gene Ontology annotation, cellular component: centriole; centrosome. The record is from RefSeq and is a predicted model, not a curated record. Lineage: Eukaryota; Metazoa; Arthropoda; Insecta; Diptera; Tephritidae. Gene Ontology annotation, biological process: regulation of cilium assembly; centrosome separation; mitotic cytokinetic process. The coding region runs from base 93 to 2234 and encodes 713 amino acids. The transcript is spliced from 7 exons.